Messenger RNA from Coffea arabica (coffee), 1158 nucleotides. The record is from RefSeq and is a predicted model, not a curated record. Lineage: Eukaryota; Viridiplantae; Streptophyta; Magnoliopsida; Gentianales; Rubiaceae.
AUGGCUAGCGAAGUUGGGUGGCAAAGAAUAGAGGUGCAAUCUGAUUGCAAAGCUAUCACUGAAAAAAUCCACAAGAGAUGCAUGGAGGAAUCACCAAUAGCCACCAUAAUGGAAGAUAUAGGACAAUUGAGUGACAUGUUCCAGUACUGUACUUUUUCUUUUGUGUAUAGAGAUGGAAAUAGAUGUGCUCGUAAAAUGGCACAAUUUGCAACUGAACUUGUUUCCAAUUACAAACUAAUUUUCCAACACAAUAUCCCAAUACAUGAAGACGAUUCUAUUGUCCAGAAAGAUUGUCAAUUUGACAGCCAAAACAACCUUUAUCUCCGCCUCUAUAAGCCUGUAAACACAGCCAAUCCUUCCAUAAAACUACCAGUUGUUUAUUUCCUUCACGGCAGAGGCUUCUGUGUGGGCUCAUUUACAGGGCCUAACAAUCAUAACGCCUGCCUACGCCUAGCUUCGGGACUACAAGCCCUUGUAGUUGCACCAGACUACAGGUUGGCCCCGGAGCAUAGACUUCCCGCUGCAAUGGAUGAUGCAGUAGCUUCUCUCAAGUGGCUUCAAGCUCAAGCAAUCUCAGAUAGGCUUCCUGGUCAUGAAUAUGAUACAUGGUUGCAUGAUCGGGUGGUUGACUUUGAUCAGUUUUAUAUAAUUGGCGACUCUUCCGGUGGCUAUAUGGCUCACAAUUUGGCCGUUCAGCAUGGGCCUGGUUCGCUGGUGUUAGCCCCUGUUUGUGUACGUGGUUAUGUGCUGAUGGCACCAUUCUUUGGUGGCACACUGAGAACCAAGUCUGAAGCAGAGGGGAUGCCUGAACCACUCUUUAAUGUGGAGAUUCUUGAUAGAUUUUGGAGGCUAUCCUUGUCACAAGGGAAAAAUGCGGACCAUCCCCUAGCUAACCCCUUCGGCACUUUUAGCCAAAAUCUUGAAUCUGUCAUGCUUGACCCAGUGCAGGUAAUUACCGGAGGAAUUGAGCUCCCAAGAGAUAGGGUCGAGAACUACGCAAGAAGGUUGAAGGAAGCCGGGAAGGAAGUCCAAUAUGUGGAGAUUGAAGGAGACCAUAACGGCUUUUUCAUAAAUGACCCUUCAUAUAUAGCUGAUGCUUUCCACAACACAACACGCACAUUGCACGGAUUGGAAUGGUUGCAAAACAUUCAGGCGUGA